CUUUGUCACUUAUCAUCAUUAUCAGUGCACAAGAUGGGUAACGAGAUUCUUUUCAAUUCCCCGGCAUUACACGCCCUUCAAAGACGUCAACUCGUUUCCUUGUCUAAACGUUAUGGUCUCAAAGCAGGCGGCAAGAAUAUCGAUAUGAUACAACGUCUUAAAGACCUCGCCGCGACCCUGGGACCAGACGGUCUCACUUAUAUCCCUCCCUCAACUUCCAAUUCCACCCUCUCUGAUGGACAUCGUUCACACACCGCUUCACCUACACCAGGCGAGUGGGUAGAGAACCUUCCUUCUGAAAUGAACAAACAAACAAGGGAGAAACGUACUUCGGAUCAAUGGGAAGUUUUAUCGGAAUCUGGCGCAAGUCUCAUUUCACCCCAAAAGGGAAUACCGAAAUCGGAUAGUGUACGUUCUUGGAAAAGUGCUGGGAAUGGUGAGAGUAUGAACGAGUUUGGUAUGGAAGUGGACCCCAACGUAGAUGGGAAGAAAACCUCCAGUGUCAAUUCUGUCAAAGCAUUAGCUUCUUCGAUCAAACGUACUGCCUCUCGUCAUUUGCUUAAUUCGAGAAGCGCCUCAACUUCCUCUCGACUCACUGCAACUCCCCAACCUACUUUACCACCUGACUAUCCCGAUGAACCUCAAGAGGAAAAGGAACAACUGAACGACCUUACACUUCCUUCUCCCGCAUCUACCGUAGGCGUCCCAAAGAGACAUUCUACCAUAUCCCUUCUCGAACGCCCGAGUACGAUUCGUCUGGUCGUUUCCCCUACUCCCACCCCAGGACCUGAUGGCGACGACGACCUUCCCUCGUUUCCAAUUGCCAAGAAUAUACAUAAUCUCAAAGAACGUAGAUCCAUGGCUCCAAUCCGUUCCCCACAAGGAUCAUCUACAGGAGUAGGGAACACAGGGCUGGGUCGGAAAUCUAUGCCAGCUCUAUCGGCGAGUACUUCAGCAAGUCUUUCAAGUAUCUAUCCGCCCCUUCCUGCUCUGCAACUGCCCAAAUCAGCGACGUAUACCAUGCCCGGAGAUAUUCCGCCUGUCCCUCCUCUGCCACCUAUGAUAUCUUCAUCUUCUUACCUGCCUCCUUCUGUGACAUCGCCAACAUCGAAUGAGAGGUCAGGGUUGCCCACACCUAAGGGUAUCACUAGGAUGCAGUUCUCGGCGGCUGCUCAGGCCGUAUUACAGGAGAUGAAUGCGAAAUUACCUCAAGAGGCUCAGUUGAAAAGCCAGGAAUUACUGAAAGGGAAGAAUGCAGUCGUGAAUAGGUUGGUUAGUAUCGACUCAUCGGUUGGAGAGGGCGGGUGGGGUCUGAGUAUGAGUGCGGGAGGUAAAGACAGGUACGCUCAAGCACAUC
Tremella mesenterica DSM 1558 is the source of this 1357-nucleotide messenger RNA. RefSeq lists its product as uncharacterized. The transcript has 5 exons. The record is from RefSeq and is a predicted model, not a curated record. NCBI's taxonomy places the organism in Eukaryota, Fungi, Basidiomycota, Tremellomycetes, Tremellales, Tremellaceae. The annotation marks the transcript as partial.